CGAGAAGUAAAACGAGACUUGUAGAAUUUUGCAUAACUUUCAUAAUUUCGCAUGUUUUACUUAUUAUCUCUUUAACCAUGAUAUGUAGAUUUUGUAAAACCUCUUGGAGUGUCAUUCGACAUGGCAGAAACACGAUCAGUAGAUCAUUUCAAACACAAAGUGCGGAAUUGGCUGCUGCAACUGCAGGUCGUGUGCAGAAAGCUCCUGAUAAAGAGAUCCCAGAGAUAAAACCCUUGUAUCUUGAUGCCCAAUCUACCACACCCCUUGACCCGCGUGUACUGGAUGCAAUGCUUCCUUACAAUGUUAACUUCUACGGGAACCCCCACUCACGUACACAUGCCUAUGGAUGGGAGUCGGAGUCUGCUGUAGAGAAAGCAAGACAGCAAGUGGCAGAUCUGAUUGGAGCGGAUGCUCGUGAGAUUAUCUUUACUAGUGGAGCCACAGAGUCUAAUAAUAUUGCAGUUAAGGGAGUCGGCAGAUUCUACAAGUCUAAGAAAAAGCACGUCAUCACUACACAAACAGAACACAAAUGUGUGCUAGAUUCAUGCAGGGUGCUAGAGUCUGAAGGUUUUGAUGUCACAUACUUGCCGGUUAAACCAAAUGGACUUAUAGAUAUGCAGCAAUUUGAAGCUGCGUUGAGACCAGACACUUCGUUAGUAUCUAUCAUGAUGGUCAACAAUGAAAUAGGAGUUCGUCAGCCAGUUGAAGACAUAGGUGAGCUCUGUAGAUCAAAGAAAGUUUUCUUCCACACUGAUGCUGCCCAGGCUGUUGGCAAAAUACCAGUUGAUGUUAACAAAAUGAAGAUUGAUCUUCUCUCCAUAAGUGGACACAAGAUAUAUGGACCCAAGGGUGUUGGUGCAUUAUACAUACGCAGACGUCCAAGAGUGAGAAUUGAAGCUCCACAGAGUGGAGGUGGUCAGGAACGUGGUAUGAGGAGCGGUACUGUCCCGACCCCUCUUUGUGUCGGAUUAGGAGCUGCAUGUGAAAUUAGUCAGCAGGAAAUGGAGUAUGACCAUAAAAGGAUAUCUGCACUGUCCAAGAGACUCAUUGACAAGUGUAUGUCAAACAUGACGCAUGUAAUACGUAAUGGUGAUCCUGAACACACAUAUCCGGGCUGCGUCAACCUGUCAUUUGCGUAUGUUGAGGGAGAGAGCUUAUUGAUGGCAUUAAAGGACAUUGCGCUCUCAUCUGGAAGUGCCUGUACUUCAGCAUCUUUAGAACCAUCAUACGUUCUUAGAGCUAUUGGUGCUGAUGAAGACUUGGCACAUUCAUCUAUAAGGUUUGGAAUUGGCAGGUUUACCACAGAGGCAGAAGUUGAUUUCACAGCUGAGAAGUGUAUAGAACAUGUGACACUGUUGCGUGAGAUGAGUCCUCUUUGGGAGAUGGUACAAGAAGGGAUUGAUCUGAAGACCAUCAAAUGGGCUCAACACUAGGCCCAUAAAAACAACAGUUACAAGAGAUGAACAAUGAUAGUGACAUAGAAGGGUGCGACAUGAACAUCAGAGCCAGUUAUGUUUAAUCUGGACCGGCUUAUUUUUCAGCAUGAGAAGUCAAAUAAAUUGGCUACUGGUUUAUGAUUUAUGAACUGUGGGACUAAAAUCGAUAUGAUGCACCCUGCUGGCCUAGUUUUGGGGUUAAAAGAGAACCGGGCAAUGUCUUUACAUCUCUGAGUAUAACUAAUGCAAUACUAAAUGACACCAAAACAAAAUGAAUCAAACUACAGAUAUAGUAUUACAUCAAAUGUUUCAAAUCGAUGUUUCUACAACUCUGACUCUGAUGUUAAUAUCAGUGAUGUCAUAUAUUUGUGAUGUCAUAAGUUUGUGAUGUCGUAUGAUACCAAAUGGAAUAUUGUAAGCAAGCGCACAAUUUCAUAGAAUAUUACUUUAUUGCAGUAUGUGUAAAUAUAAAUGCAUAUACAUAUAUUUACAUAUAUAUGUAUACAAGUAUAGACUCGUAGGUCAACAGUUGAAAACGGAAACUGUAAACGUUGAAAGUACUGUUGACUUAGAUGGUGUUAAAUGAACAAUUAAACAAUUAGAAAAAUAAAACAAUUAUAGACCUUAGUAAGUAAAUGGUUAAAAUAGUACGUCUUGGUUACAUUGUUGUGAAAUCUUUUUGAUAGUUUACCUGAACGUAGGUCAAUAGUAUUUUUGUAGAUCUAUAUAUGACUUUGUUAUUUCACCUCCACAAGUU
Owenia fusiformis is the source of this 2193-nucleotide messenger RNA. The record is from the annotation of a GenBank genome assembly. NCBI's taxonomy places the organism in Eukaryota, Metazoa, Annelida, Polychaeta, Sabellida, Oweniidae.